UUAGAAUCUUAAAGCUUUUUGUCACUUAUUUUUAUUGAUAAAAAAGAUGAAUAUCAACCAACAUUCUUUUCACUGUAAUAAAAGCCAAAUAUCCAAAGAUCAAAGUCAAAGGAAUAAGGAUCCUAUAGAAAUACUCGAAUCAUGUGUUAAUAAUUAUGAUACUAUUAAAAAAAAUCCAUCUAAUAUUGAUAACAAACAAACAUCUGAUCUAUUAAAUAAUAAGUUAAAAAAAUCGGAUGAAUAUGGUUUUAUGUAUUCAUUUCCAGAUAAAACGACUAAUUUUCAAUAUACACUAUUAUUUAUAUCAAAGAUUAGAAGUAUUUUAAAAAAUACAUCAAAAAAACAAAAAAACUGUUUAAUUCUGUGUUUUUGUCAUUUUAUUAUUGCAUUCUUAAUAUGGAAUUUUAAGUAUGCACCAUUUUCUUUAACAACAUUAGGAUCUAUUAUUAUAUAUGAUGCUAUUAAUAUGCUGUUUAUAUUUUUCUUAAAUAUUUAUGAAAAGUAUGAAGCAUGGCAUGAGAAUACAAUAAAACAUCCUUUUGGUUUAAAAAGACUCGAAGUUCUUGGGAAAUUUUCAAUGGCAAUAUUUUCAUUAUAUAUGAGUAUAAACUCUUUUAAAAACAUUAUGGAACAUAGUAUUAUAGAUUUAUUUUCAGAAAGAAAUAUUUUAAAAAGAUCAGAAUUUAGUCAAAUGACAUGGACUUUUUCCUUCAUGGUUAUUGUAAUUUCUAUUAUUAUAACUACUAUUUCAGCUAUAUAUUUUAAUAAUCGCUUUUAUUUGACUAAAGGUAUCUUUUCAUUAUCAACGGUUUUUCCUGCACUUUUAGAUCUUUUUUAUUUAAAGUCUAUUAUACCAUUAUUUAUUUUUCUUUUUAUGAUUCUGGUUUCACCUUCUACAAUAAAUACCUUUGAUAAAUAUAUGUCACUAUUAUUUGAAAUACCAAUGUGUAUUUUAAGAUAUAUUGUUAUUAAAAAAUCGGUAGGAAUAUUAAUACUGUCAUUUCCUGAAGAAAAUCUUCAAACUUGUAUCAAAGAGCUUGAAAAAGAAACAUUAAUUCAUUCAGUAAAAUUGGCAUAUAUUUUACAGCCAUAUUUUUCAUUUUAUAUUGCAAGUUUUAACAUAUCAACUAAAUGUGAUGAAAGUAUGAACUUUAAAAUUCAAGAAUUCAUAAAUAAUAUUCUCUACCGAAAUUUUAAGGAACUAAUUAAUAAUUAUGAGGAUGAGAAUAUAUUGGAAAUCAAUGUUUCUAUUGAAAGGAUAUCUAUUUAAGUUUUAAAAAAUAAUAAAAUAAUUCAAUAUUUAAAUAAUCC
This is a messenger RNA of Pneumocystis carinii B80, 1311 nucleotides long. RefSeq lists its product as hypothetical. The record is from RefSeq and is a predicted model, not a curated record. Bases 47 to 1270 code for a protein of 407 amino acids. Lineage: Eukaryota; Fungi; Ascomycota; Pneumocystomycetes; Pneumocystales; Pneumocystaceae. The transcript has 6 exons.